Messenger RNA from Salvelinus sp. IW2-2015, 462 nucleotides. RefSeq names its product probable E3 ubiquitin-protein ligase HERC1. NCBI's taxonomy places the organism in Eukaryota, Metazoa, Chordata, Actinopteri, Salmoniformes, Salmonidae. The record is from RefSeq and is a predicted model, not a curated record.
UCCCGACUUUUCCACAUGUUGACCAGCCUGAUUCAGGCCCACAGUCAGCACCAUCACAUGUACAGUAACACAUCAUAUGACUCAUCAGGUCAGAGGUUAAAGAAGAGUCGUUCGGUGCAGAGCAGAGAGGAGCAUGACGCCCAGAGGGACCAGAGGGACUCGUCCAGGGACCCCCAGAGAGGAGAGGAGGAGAGGGGCCGGCCGGGACACGGGGGCCGCCAGGGGCACGGAGGUCUGGGGGAUCUCUCUGACCACCACCUCAGGACCCUCUGUACAGAGGUGUGGCCUGUGCUGGCGGUGAUGGGGGGUGCUGACGCAGGGCUGCGUGUCGGGGGGCGCUGUGUACACAAACAGACCGGUCGGCAUGCUACUCUCCUGGGCGUGGUGAAGGAGGGGAGCACCUCAGCCAAGGUGCAGUGGGACGAGGCUGAGAUCACCAUCAGGUAUUAACAUUAUAGUUGA